AAAUACUCAAGUGUCUCCAGGGAAGAGAGGGUCAUCGGUGCCUGGAAGAGCAGCCCAGGGGCCAAGGGCAGGUGUUGAAGGAGAGGGAGGAAGAGUUGGGGCACUGCGUGGUGGAAAGUUGCUUGCGGCGGAGACCCGAAGGUCCAGCGCCCAGAGCCCAGGGGGGCCGUGUGUCUGGGAGAAGCCGCUGCCCCUGUGUUCGGACCUGCGAGCUCGCGGGCAGCGCGGGGCCGGGGACGACGCCCCCUCCUGCGGCGCGGACUCUGUCGGUGGCCCCCGAGGAGGAGGAGGAAUAUGGAAUCGAAGGCGGGCCCCUCCUGCCGUCUAGUCUUCUGCCUCUUGAUCUCCGCCGCUGUCCUCAGGCCAGGCCUUGGAUGGUAUACUGUAAACUCAGCAUAUGGAGAUACCAUUAUCAUGCCUUGCCGCCUCGAUGUACCUCAGAAUCUCAUGUUUGGCAAAUGGAAAUAUGAAAAGCCCGAUGGCUCCCCAGUAUUUAUUGCCUUCAGGUCCUCUACAAAGAAAAGUGUGCAGUACGACGAUGUACCAGAAUACAAAGACAGAUUGAGCCUCUCAGAAAACUACACUUUGUCUAUCAGUAAUGCAAGGAUCAGUGAUGAAAAGAGAUUUGUGUGCAUGCUAGUAACUGAGGACAACGUGUUUGAGGCACCUACAAUAGUCAAGGUGUUCAAGCAACCAUCCAAACCUGAAAUUGUAAGCAAAGCACCUUUUCUCGAAACAGAGCAGCUAAAAAAGUUGGGAGACUGCAUUUCAAAAGACAGUUAUCCAGAUGGCAACAUCACAUGGUACAGGAAUGGAAAAGUGCUGCAACCCCUUGAAGGAGUGGUGGUCUUAAUUUUUAAAAAGCAAAUGGACCCGGUAACUCAGCUCUAUACCAUGACUUCAUCUCUGGAGUACAAGGCAACCAAGACUGACAUACAAAUGCCAUUCACCUGCUCUGUGAUGUAUUAUGGACCAUCUGGCCAGAAAACACUUCAAUCUGAACAAGCAAUCUUUGAUAUUUACUAUCCUACUGAGCAAGUGACAAUACAAGUGCUGCCAUCAAAAAAUGCCAUCAAAGAAGGGGAUAACAUCACUCUUACGUGCUUGGGAAAUGGUAACCCUCCUCCUGAGGAAUUUUUGUUUUACUUACCAGGACAGCCUGAAGGAAUAAGAAGCUCAAAUACUUACACGUUGACAGAUGUAAGGCGCAAUGCAACAGGAGACUACAAAUGCUCCCUGAUAGACAAAAAAAGCAUGAUUGCUUCAACAGCCAUCACCGUUCACUAUUUGGAUUUAUCCUUAAACCCAAGUGGGGAAGUGACCAAGCAGAUUGGCGAUGCCUUGCCUGUGUCAUGCACAAUAUCUGCUAGUAGGAAUGCAACCGUGGUAUGGAUGAAAGACAACAUCAGGCUUCGAUCCAGCCCAUCAUUUUCUAGUCUCCAUUAUCAGGAUGCUGGAAACUAUGUUUGUGAAACUGCUCUGCAAGAGGUUGAAGGCCUAAGGAAGAGAGAGUCAUUGACACUCAUAGUAGAAGGAAAACCUCAAAUCAAAAUGACAAAGAAAACUGAUCCCAGUGGACUGUCUAAAACAAUUAUCUGCCAUGUGGAAGGUUUUCCGAAGCCAGCUAUACAGUGGACAAUUACUGGCAGUGGAAGCGUCAUAAACCAAACAGAGGAAUCUCCUUAUAUCAAUGGCAGGUAUUAUAGUAAAAUUAUCAUUUCCCCUGAAGAGAAUGUUACAUUAACUUGCACAGCAGAAAACCAGCUGGAGAGAACAGUAAACUCCUUGAAUGUCUCUGCUAUAAGUAUUCCAGAGCACGAUGAGGCAGACGAGAUAAGUGAUGAAAACAGAGAAAAGGUGAAUGACCAGGCAAAACUAAUCGUGGGAAUAGUUGUUGGUCUCCUCCUCGCUGCCCUAGUCGCUGGUGUUGUCUACUGGCUGUACAUGAAGAAAUCGAAGACUGCAUCAAAACACGUAAACAAGGACCUUGGUAAUCUGGAGGAAAACAAAAAGUUAGAAGAAAACAAUCACAAAACAGAAGCCUAAGAGAGAAACUGUUCUAAUUGUUGUCCAG
Messenger RNA from Neomonachus schauinslandi (Hawaiian monk seal), 2074 nucleotides. RefSeq names its product activated leukocyte cell adhesion molecule (gene ALCAM). The record is from RefSeq and is a predicted model, not a curated record. The transcript has 15 exons. Gene Ontology annotation, cellular component: plasma membrane. Gene Ontology annotation, biological process: cell adhesion. Lineage: Eukaryota; Metazoa; Chordata; Mammalia; Carnivora; Phocidae. Bases 295 to 2046 code for a protein of 583 amino acids.